CUGUUUGGAACGAUCUCCGCGGAUAAUACCCCCGGAGCCUUUGUGAGAAAGCAGCUUCGCCAUUCCCCGGGCGGGGUGGGACCACCGGGACCCCUCCCCGGGACCACCGGGACCCCUCCCCCGGGAGCAGCGGGCGGUUCACGGGCUCAGCACGUGCAGAGUCAGACCACGCCCCAUAUGGGCGUGGUUACAACAAAACGGACCAAUCACCGGUUUACGUGGGCGUGGUUGUAGGCGCAAGGGCGUAUCCAAUUAAUACAUGCUGUGACGUCAGGGAGAUGGGCGUGGCCUAUGAGCACUAUAGGCGUGGUUUAGGCAACACGGGGGCGUGUCCUCGCUGCGGUGGGGGCGUGUCUGAGGGUCGCGCAUGCGCGCAGGGCGGUAGCGGCGCGGCCAUGGCGCACGGGCACGGGUCCGGCCGGUGCUGCUGCUGCGGGGAGGAGGCGGCGGAGCGCGGUUCGGCCUGGGGGCUCUACCUGCGCAUCGACCGGCAGCGCCUGCAGUGCCUCAACGAGCGCCGCGAGGGCUCCGGAGCCACCGUGUUCCGCCCCUGGGAGGAGCGCGGGGACCGCUCGCAGUUCGUAGAAAGCGAUGAUGACGAGGAGCUGCUCUUCAACAUCCCGUUCACAGGCAGCGUGAAGUUGAAAGGAGUCAUGGUGAUGGGCGAGGAUGAUGGGACACACCCGGCUGAGAUGAGGCUGUUCAGGAACAUUCCUCACAUGUCCUUUGAUGACACAGCCAAGGAGCCAGAGCAGACCUUCAGCCUGAGCCGGGAUCCCCUGGGACAGCUGGAAUAUCCCACCAAAAUUGCCCGUUUCUCCAACGUUUACCACCUCUCCAUGCACUUCCCAAAGAACUUCGGAGCCGAAACAACCAAGAUAUUUUACAUAGGCCUGAAAGGGGAGUGGACGGAGGCUCAUCGCCACGAGGUCACCAUCUGCAACUACGAAGCCUCGGCGAACCCGGCCGACCACAAGCUGGAACAGAUCACCCCCCAGACUCACUUCAUCUCCUAACGGGAGCCCGUCCGGGGCAGGAACGGCUUCCCGGAGCACCGGAGCAGCUCCACGGCUGUGGGACAGACACGGUGGCGCGGUGUGAGACGGCCCGGGAGCGGCGGGGCCGCUCUGGAGGCUCCACGGAGCCGUGUGCGGGCCCGGUACCGGCUGUGACUGACAAUAAACACGCUGCGGUGCAGA
Serinus canaria (Common canary) is the source of this 1199-nucleotide messenger RNA. RefSeq names its product PITH domain containing 1 (gene PITHD1). The record is from RefSeq and is a predicted model, not a curated record. The transcript has 6 exons. Lineage: Eukaryota; Metazoa; Chordata; Aves; Passeriformes; Fringillidae. Gene Ontology annotation, cellular component: nucleus. The coding region runs from base 279 to 1016 and encodes 245 amino acids.